GUACUCCUAUGCCAUUUGUUUUUGUGUAAUUUAUGCCUUUGUGCUCCUGUUUUUGCUCACAAAAUGCGUGCGUCUGAUGCGCUCGUGUUCCUCGUCAUUCUCCUGCUGAGCGGCGGCCAAUUGUCUAGCGUCCAGGGAACCCUGUCGCCGAACGAUAAGCCGAAAAGCAAACACAAAGAAUUGCUGCGUGGCCCCCAAGACGAUGAUGUAUUUAGCCUGGGGUUGGUGUCGCCAGAGCCCCUUGCCAAGGAUAUUCUAGCCCAUCACAGAGCCUACCACAAGGACACGGCAGCCAGACGGUUCAAUGGCACCACCCUCGGUUAUGUGACGCCCUGGAACUCUCACGGAUAUGAUGUGGCAAAGAUAUUUGCCAAGAAGUUCGACAUCAUCUCCCCCGUUUGGUUGCAAAUUGUUAAGCAAGGAGAUGCCUAUGCGGUGGCUGGGAUGCACGACAUCGAUGCUGGAUGGGUGAGCGAUGUCCGCCGCAAGGGGAAGGUGCAACAGCAGCAGCUUCAAAGAACAGUCAAAGUCUUCCCUCGAUUUAUAUUCGAUCAUUUUACCGAUCGCGACAUCAAAUUAUUGCUCAGCGAUGCCAAGGAACGCACAAAAGUCAAUGACGUCUUGAUUAAAUGCUGCAAGGACAAUCAUUUCGAUGGUCUGGUGCUGGAGGUGUGGUCUCAGCUGGCAGGACGCAUUGAUGAUAAGAUUCUCUUCAAUUUGGUGCUACAAAUGGCAAAGGAACUCCAAAAGCAGCAGCUACGUCUUAUCCUGGUCAUUCCACCCUUCCGCAAAGACACGGGCAUUCUGUUUGGCGAGAAGCACAUGGAUACGCUGUACAAGCACAUCUACGCCUUCUCUCUCAUGACAUAUGACUUUUCUAGUGUGCAGCGACCUGGCGCCAAUGCUCCGCUAUAUUUUGUUCGUCAGGCAGUGGAGACGAUUGCCCCCAAGGGCUGUCAUGAUAUGGAGGCCAAGCGUUCCAAGAUUCUCCUGGGUCUGAAUAUGUACGGCAAUGACUAUACACCCGAUGGCGGUGGGCCCAUCACCUUUUCCCAGUAUCUGGAUUUGGUGAAGAAUGUAAAGAAGCAUUUAACCUACGAUGAGCGCGAUGUGGAGAACUUCUUUGAAAUCAAAAACGAAAAUGGUCGUCACAUUGUGUUUUAUCCCACUCUAUACUCCAUCAAUGAGCGGGUGAAGCUAGCACAGGAAUUGGGUGUCGGGAUUUCUAUUUGGGAGCUAGGACAGGGCCUUAAUUACUUUUACGAUCUCUUUUAGAUAGCAUCUUGCAGGCAUUUUCAAAAUGCAAUGCAAUGCCUUUUAAAACAAGUUUCCAAAUAAAAUGAUUGCUAUAUUAGCCUAAAUUCGAAA
This is a messenger RNA of Drosophila persimilis, 1368 nucleotides long. RefSeq names its product chitinase domain-containing protein 1. The coding region runs from base 64 to 1275 and encodes 403 amino acids. The transcript is spliced from 5 exons. Gene Ontology annotation, cellular component: extracellular region. Lineage: Eukaryota; Metazoa; Arthropoda; Insecta; Diptera; Drosophilidae. Gene Ontology annotation, biological process: carbohydrate metabolic process. The record is from RefSeq and is a predicted model, not a curated record. Gene Ontology annotation, molecular function: oligosaccharide binding; chitin binding.